UCCAGACACUGCAGUCUGUGUAGUGAAGAAGGUUGUAGUUUAUAUACGGUAUGUCACAGUGAGAAUGGUGGAGGGAAUGUAUGCUGGUGUGGGCAGCUUUAAGCUGAGUGAGAUGGAUUCAGAGAAGAUGACAGUGGUCAUUUAUUUCAGUAAAGAUGCUGUUGGAGCUCAGAAUACCAGCAUAGAAACACAGGACACCAACACACAGACAGAGACGAGGACACAGCAGAGUACAGUUGUUAGAAGAGGAAGCAGAAGCUCCAGACUGGCUGUGGUGUGUGUGGGGCUCCUGUGUGUUCACCUGCUGACCACCAGCACAGUGCUGUACAUGAACUGGAGAGAGACCCUCUUAUCCAGUAUCAGAAACCUGACUGAAGAAAGAGACCAGCUAAAGAGCAGCUACCAGAAUCUGACUGAGAAGAAAGAGCAGAUAAACAACACUUACAGAAUCCUUAUUGAGGAAAAUCACAUCUUACAAACCAAAUAUGAUCAUUUAGUGAAGCUGAUUGAGAAAAGAUGGUUUAAAGAAUGGAAGAAGAACAGAAGCAGCUUUUACUUGUUCUCCUCUGGGAAGAAGAGCUGGAGUGAGAGCAGACAGGACUGCAGAGAGAGAGGAGCAGAUCUGGUGAUCAUAAACAGCAAAGAGGAGCAGAUGUUCCUCAUUGACCAAAAGAAUGAGAAGAAUUUCUGGAUUGGUCUGACUGAUGAAGACACAGAAAAUACAUGGAAGUGGGUGGACAGCCAACCGCUGACUGACAAAUUCUGGAGGAAGGGUGAACCCAACAAUGGUGGUGGUGGUAACCGUGAGGACAGGACUGUGCUGUUUUCACCACUGCAGACAAUGACGGUCAGCGAACAUGGAACGAUCUUUCCUGCUCAGCGACAGAAAACUGGAUGUGUGAAUUCAAUCUGACCAA
Colossoma macropomum (tambaqui) is the source of this 917-nucleotide messenger RNA. Its product is annotated as C-type lectin domain family 4 member F-like. The coding region runs from base 65 to 913 and encodes 282 amino acids. NCBI's taxonomy places the organism in Eukaryota, Metazoa, Chordata, Actinopteri, Characiformes, Serrasalmidae. The transcript is spliced from 6 exons. The record is from RefSeq and is a predicted model, not a curated record.